Molecule: messenger RNA, 1749 nt
Organism: Jaculus jaculus (lesser Egyptian jerboa)
Lineage: Eukaryota; Metazoa; Chordata; Mammalia; Rodentia; Dipodidae
Gene: Lfng
Product: LFNG O-fucosylpeptide 3-beta-N-acetylglucosaminyltransferase
Exons: 9
Coding region: 1-1017 (338 amino acids)
Biological process (GO): regulation of Notch signaling pathway
Cellular component (GO): membrane
Molecular function (GO): O-fucosylpeptide 3-beta-N-acetylglucosaminyltransferase activity
Source: RefSeq, a predicted model, not a curated record
AUGGUUGGGGCAGAACUUGGCAUCCUGUGUCUCUUUGAAUGGCGGCUCCAGGAACAAUGCUGCUUCCUGUGGGUGUCCGCACCCCCUCGCCAGCCCUGCUGCCCUCACCGCCCUGACCCACCUCCUUUGGAGAAGUUGGGUGCGGCAGGCGGCACGCGCUGGGCGGGCCGGCGGAGGAACGAACAUUCCUUCCCGUGUGCCGACUGGCCCAGGCGGGCGCCGGCAGCUCCUUGCCCCGCCCUGGCGCGCCCCCUCCUCUUCCACCGAGCCAUCCUGGCAGAAGGCUCAAGACUCUGCUUUUCCUUCCAGACAUUCAUCUUCACUGACGGGGAGGAUGAAGCCCUGGCCAGGCUCACGGGCAACGUGGUUCUCACCAACUGCUCGGCGGCCCACAGCCGCCAGGCUCUGUCCUGUAAGAUGUCAGUAGAGUACGACCACUUCAUCGAGUCCGGGAGGAAAUGGUUCUGUCACGUCGACGAUGACAACUAUGUCAAUCUGAGAGCUCUGCUCCGGCUGCUGGCCAGCUACCCGCACACUCAGGACGUCUACAUCGGCAAACCCAGCCUGAACCGGCCCAUCCAAGCCACUGAGCGCAUCAGCGAGAACAAGGUGCGACCCGUGCACUUCUGGUUUGCCACCGGUGGGGCUGGCUUCUGCAUCAGCCGAGGGCUGGCCCUCAAGAUGGGUCCCUGGGCCAGUGGGGGCCACUUCAUGAACACCGCCGAGAGGAUCCGGCUCCCUGAUGACUGCACCAUCGGCUACAUCGUGGAGGCCCUGCUGGGCGUCUCCCUCAUCCGCAGUGGCCUCUUCCAUUCCCACCUGGAGAACCUGCAGCAGGUGCCCGCCUCCGAGCUCCAUGAGCAGGUGACACUGAGCUAUGGCACAUUUGAAAACAAGCGGAAUGCCGUGCUGGUGAAGGGCCCCUUCUCUGUGGAGGCCGACCCAUCCAGGUUCCGCUCCAUCCACUGCCACCUGUAUCCGGACACACCCUGGUGUCCCCGCACUGCCGUCUUCUAGCAGCCAUGGCUGAGACCCUGUCCCUGGUCGCCCCUGGUAUCCAAAGGGCUCAGGGACCCCUGUCAUGCACCCUGGCCUUGGCAUUCGAGGCUCCUCGGGGCUGCGUUUAUAUAUAUAUAUGUAUGUAUGUGUAUGUGUGUGUGUCGUGUGCCACCCUGUGUGGCAGACUGCUGGGCAGUCCUGUUCCACAGGAAGCGGCUGAAGUGCCCCUUGCCAGCCUUUCCACGUUCCGAGGGUCACUCUGAGGGGAGUUCUGUUACUACGGUGUUUGGAUCUCUACAGUGGGGGCUCAGGGCUCCUCGCAGGGGUUCACAGGAGCACUCUUGCAGCGCAGUCUUUGCUGGGGUACCCAGCUCCUGGAUCCUGUCCUACUGAGAGCCCCCGUUCAGCUGAGCCCUGCCUAGUGCCUGAGAAGCUGGUUUGAGGGGGUUGAGAGAUCCAGGCCCCCUGCUCCUAUGAGCUCUGGGUGCUGUGACUUUAUGACAGAGGUCCCUGCCUAGUUCCAGGGGCCACCUGUGCAUCCCCCAGUGACCAUUCAGGUGGUGAACAGUACUGCCCUCACCUGUAGGGGUUCUUCUUGGCCCCCCCUCAAGGUCCUGCCUUUGUCUCCCCACAACCUGGGGAGUCAGAGCUGAACAUUUUAUUCUCCUCUCCGAAGUAGAGAGAAAGUCGCCCAUAGUGGGUGUGUCUGUAAAUAUUGUGACAGUAUUUUUUUACUGUGCUGCUUUUUGA